Molecule: messenger RNA, 3126 nt
Organism: Pterocles gutturalis (yellow-throated sandgrouse)
Lineage: Eukaryota; Metazoa; Chordata; Aves; Pterocliformes; Pteroclidae
Product: multiple PDZ domain protein-like
Exons: 22
Molecular function (GO): protein binding
Source: RefSeq, a predicted model, not a curated record
GAUCCUUUUGAUCCAGCAAACACUGUAAUUGUGAUUCGCUCAUUAGUUCCUGGAGGUGUGGCCGAGAAAGAUGGCAGACUUCUUCCUGGAGAUCGGCUUAUGUUUGUCAACGAUAUCAACUUGGAAAAUGGCAGCCUGGAGGAAGCGGUACAAGCACUGAAAGGAGCCCCAGCAGGAACAGUUAAAAUAGGAGUUGCCAAACCACUGCCCCUGUCACCAGAGGAGGGCUAUGUCUCUGCUAAGGAAGAUUGCUUUUUCUACACUGCCCAGUCACUUGAGGAGGAGGGGCCAGCUGAUGCAGCCCUCUUCCAUGCUGAGCUGGCUCUGGUGGACUCCGGCGAGGCAGAUCUAGCGGAUGAGUCCACAUUUGAAUCGCAAUAUUCUGUAGAGAGUGACACCUUCCAGGCUUCAAUGAUGGCUCUGCAUGGCAGUGCCUGUAGCGGUGAGCUGAACUACAACUUCCCUCUUCCAUCAUCAACUCCCAAGUCUGUUGGAGAGGAAUGUUCAAAUGCUGCAGGUGAUUUCCGUGUGUCUGACAAGAGUCCGUACAACAUGGAUCUGAAUGAGAAGGAGAGAGAGCAAAACUCUGUAGCGAACAAUAACAUGGAAACUGCAACUGGUUUUACUAAAAAGGAUCUUCUGCCUCUGGAUGUCUCGGAUAUCAGUCAAAAUGAAAGUGAAAACACAGCAACAUGGACUGGAUCUAAGACAACAGCAGAAAUUGCACUAAGUACAAGCCUUGCUUCUGCCAUGCAGCUUGAUCCCACUGGAAAAGAUCAAAUGAUGUUAAUGGAGAAGAGAUGCCCAGUAUCUUUGGAGGGAAGUUCCACAACCCCAAAUUCUAUCAAAAACAUGUAUGAGAAGACCAUCGCUAUUGCAAAAGGCAAUUCAAGUCUAGGGAUGACAGUAAGUUCCAAUAAAGAUGGCUCAGGAAUGAUAGUCCGCAGUGUCAUCCAUGGAGGGUCAAUAAGUCGUGAUGGACGGAUUGGUGUGGGGGACUGCAUCCUGUCCAUUAAUGAAGAGUCAACCACUAACUUAACCAAUGCACAAGCACGGGCUAUGCUAAGGAGGCAUUCGCUGAUUGGACCAGAUAUAAAUAUUACGUAUGUGCCAGCGGAAAAUUUAGACGAAUACAGGGCCUGUUUGGGACAACAAACAGAGGGAUCUGGGCCACUUGAACUUUUUCCUUCACAUACUGUCAGGGAACUCCCAGAGCUUCCAGAACGUGAAGAGGGGGAGGGAGAAGAAAGUGAACUUCAAAAUGCGGCUUUCAGUAACUGGAACCAGCCCAGAAAAGUUGAACUCUGGAGAGAGCCUAGCAAGUCACUGGGGAUCAGCAUUGUUGGAGGUCGAGGGAUGGGGAGCCGCCUCAGUAAUGGAGAGGUGAUGAGAGGGAUCUUUAUCAAGCACAUCCUGGAAGACAGCCCAGCUGGCAAAAAUGGAACACUGAAAACCGGAGAUCGGAUCGUGGAGGUGGAUGGAAUUGACCUCAGAGAUGCCAGCCACGAACAAGCUGUGGAAGCCAUACGGAAGGCAGGCAAUCCAGUAGUCUUUAUGGUACAGAGCAUUAUAAGCAGACCAAGGGCAUUCAGUCAGUCUGAUUUAGAGCCAGAAAAGACUUCGCUCUGUAACUUGCCUCUGCCCCCUCCUUCAGCAUUUUCAGGAAUGAGCUGUGAUGUUGCACAGUCAUCUUCUAUCAGAGUCCAAGAGGAUGUGGAGAAGGAAGAUGAGUUUGGUUACAGCUGGAAAAAGAUCGUGCAACGCUAUGGAAAUCUACCGGGUGAGCUACACAUGAUUGAGCUGGAAAAAGGAAGGACAGGUCUGGGACUUAGUCUUGCUGGUAACAAAGACCGAUCCAAGAUGAGUGUCUUUAUAGUGGGAAUUGAUCCAAAUGGAGCAGCUGGAAAGGAUGGCAGGUUGCAGAUUGCAGAUGAGUUACUAGAGAUAAAUGGGCAAAUACUGUAUGGAAGAACUCAUCAGAAUGCUUCCUCAAUAAUCAAAUGUGCACCAUCCAAAGUGAAAAUAAUCUUUGUCAGAAAUAAAGAUGCAGUAAAUCAGAUGGCUGUUUGCCCAGCAAAGUCAGUAGAGCCUUCACAGGGUACUUCAGGGACACUUCAGCAUCAAGAGAUCGGUAUCAGUGCCGCAAACUCCAGUGCUUGUUCUGACUUGAGUUCAUGUAAAAACAUUCAGUAUGUGGAACUCCCUAAGGAUCAAGGAGGUUUGGGAAUUGCCAUUAGUGAAGAAGACACAAUUAAUGGAGUAGUUAUUAAGAGCUUAACAGAUCAUGGUGCAGCAGCAAAGGAUGGACGAAUCAAAGUUGGAGAUCAGAUCCUGGCAGUGGAUGAUGAAAUUGUUGUGGGAUAUCCAGUAGAAAAGUUUAUUAGUCUCCUGAAGACUUCCAAAGCUAUGGUGAGGCUUACAAUCAACUCAGCAGAGACGGAUAGCCUGACCACAGCACCAGCGCCUUCCAGCACUGCCCCAGCAGAGAGGAGGAAUAUGCAGCCACUGUCAACAGUUCCCUCUUCCAGCUCACCAGAACCAGAAGCAGUCAAAAAUACAAGCAGAUCUUCGACUCCAGCCACGUUAGCCUCUGAUCCAGCUACUUGUCCCAUCAUUCCUGGUUGUGAAACAACCAUUGAUAUCUCCAAAGGGCGGACUGGUCUUGGUCUGAGCAUCGUUGGAGGAGCAGACACUUUGCUGGGAGCAAUCAUUAUCCAUGAAGUAUAUGAAGAAGGAGCAGCAUCUAAAGAUGGGAGACUGUGGGCCGGGGAUCAGAUAUUAGAGGUGAACGUGAUUGUCCUCAGUAAUGCCACACACGAUGGAGCAAUAAAUGUGCUCCGACAGACUCCCCAGAAAGUUCGUCUGACUGUGUACAGAGAUGAGGCCCAGUACAAGGAGGAAGAUAUGUAUGAUGUACUCAAUAUAGAGCUCCAAAAGAAGCCUGGCAAAGGCCUUGGGCUGAGUAUUGUUGGGAAAAGAAAUGACACAGGGGUGUUUGUGUCAGACAUCGUGAAAGGAGGAAUAGCAGAUACAGACGGGAGAUUGAUGCAAGGAGACCAGAUAUUGACAGUGAAUGGAGAAGAUGUUCGAAAUGCUAACCAGGAGGCUGUUGCAGCUUUGCUAAAG